AAGGGUGAGCCUGCUCUAGGCCACUUCCGCUUCUGCCGGGGGAGGAGCCUGCCGCGCUGUCCUCAUGAGUCGCUUCAAGUUCGUGGAUAUUGGUAUCAACCUGACAGAUCCUAUGUUUAGAGGAAUCUAUAGGGGGGUGCAGAAGCAUCAAGAUGACUUACAAGAUGUAAUAGAGAGAGCUGUCCAGAUUGGUGUUAAAAAGUUUAUGAUCACAGGUGGAAGUCUACAGGACAGCAGAGACGCGCUGCAGUUGGCACAGACAAAUGACAUGUUUUUCAGUACAGUUGGGUGUCAUCCCACGAGAUGUGAUGAGUUUGACAAGAACGGCCCUGACGGUUACUUGGCGGGAUUGCUGAACCUUGCUGAGAAUAACAAGGGGAAAGUUGUAGCAGUAGGGGAGUGUGGACUUGAUUUUGACCGGCUGCAGUUUUGCCCCAAAGAAACUCAGCUCAAAUAUUUCGAAAAACAAUUUGAACUGUCAGAACAAACACAAUUACCAAUGUUUCUUCAUUGUCGAAACUCACAUGCUGAGUUUUUGGACAUAAUGAGAAGAAAUAGAGACCGGUGUAUAGGUGGAGUGUUCACUGGAAAUGCUGAGGGAAGGAUCAGAUCAUUCAGGCAGCUGUAUAACACAGCUGAGAACAUGUUCUCCCUGGACAGUGGUGACGACUUGAGCUGUAAGGGAGUGUUACUGUUAGUUAUUGCUUUGUAUUACAUACAUAGAGCUAAAGCAGGAGACAAAGAUCUCAGCCCUUCCUGCCUGUGUCGCUCAUGUGGAUAAUGUAACAGUUGCCAUUUUUGUCUUUGAAUGUACUUUUAUUUUGUACACACACACACACACACACACACACACACAGGUACUCACUGAGGUCAGGAGAGGGCAUCAGAUCCCGGAGCGGGAGUUACAGGUGAUCUAGAGGACUCCACGUGGGCGCUGGGAACUGAACUCAGGCCCUCGGCAGAAGCAGCAAGCACUCUUAACUGCUGAGCCACCCUUCCGGACCAGUAAGUGACAUUUUAAAAGCAACGUUCUCACCACUGUAUAGAGCUUCUUAAAACUUACCUCUUAAGGAUGAAUCAUUUCUCCUCUAAAAGAAAAGUAUCCUGUAGCAGAGAAAUGCAAUGGGAUUUUCAGUAUAUUUUAAAUACUCUGUUGAAAUCUUGUAUUUUAAAUGAGUGUUCUCGGACCUUUCCUCCUCCUGUGUAAGAAUGUGGCUCCCUUUACUGUGUCCUUCGGAGAGAGUCUGCAGAGAGGGUGAAGUAGAGACACCCCACCCCCACCCCUGGAGCUGCAGAGAAACCUUGGGCAGCUAACUCCUUGCUUUGUGUCACCGGGAAGGAUGACAGGUUGUGAUUACCAAGUCUGGUUGGAAAGAAGAGCAUUGAUUGUAUGUGCUACCACAUUAAAAAACUGUGACUCAAAACCCUUACCUAUAUUUCUGGCUUUGUUUAGAAAGUCUAUCAAUGCUAUUGUAGCUUUUAAGAUCUUUAUACUAAAAUUAUAUGUGUAUAU
This is a messenger RNA of Peromyscus leucopus (white-footed mouse), 1513 nucleotides long. RefSeq names its product TatD DNase domain containing 1 (gene Tatdn1). Gene Ontology annotation, molecular function: 3'-5'-DNA exonuclease activity. Lineage: Eukaryota; Metazoa; Chordata; Mammalia; Rodentia; Cricetidae. The coding region runs from base 65 to 781 and encodes 238 amino acids. The record is from RefSeq and is a predicted model, not a curated record. The transcript has 9 exons. Gene Ontology annotation, cellular component: cytosol.